AAACGUCAUGUGCGCAUGAUCUUACACUGCGCACCCAGCUUUGAACAACGGAAAAAAGGAGGGCGCCAGCGAGCAAGGGAGCUUGGAAGCAACUCGACAAUGGUAGACAAUAUGCCAGCCGAAGCCGACGACGAGGAGGGCUUCGGUGACUUCAAGUUCGCGACACUAUCUCCAGGAUUCGCUGUCAAUCCUUAUCCUAUUAACGGACCAGACGGGGGCGAAUUCAUGAAUUCCGCUUCACUUUCUCGCACCCACUCAUUGCCACCCCAGUCCGAUCCCGCCAAAAUAGUGGAAAAUAUUAAAAUUUUGGCAGAUCGAAAUGAAUCGGUGCCGGAUCAGCGCAAUUCGGCCCCCGCCCGUGCUAGCGGGGCUCAGUGGAUGAAACCGAAGGGAGCUUUGCCGUUGUCUAUUUUCGGGGAAGAGGAAGAGGAGGAGGGAUCUGGUGCGGUAGGUACAUCCUCUGAGAUUUUGUCAAACAGAGAUAUUGAUUCCGUGAAAACUUUAUCCAACUUGAAAACGAGUGCUGGGAUGAAUGAUUUGAUUGCAAGUUUGCAUAAACACAAUGAUAAUAUUGGGGUUGUAAAUGGGUUGAAACCAGAAUCUCACGGGUCGAAUUUGGAUUCAAACAUAAAUGUAUGGAAUUCAAUUGCCCCAGAAGUGCUGUCUAAUAUAUUUAUUUCCAAUUCGGGCUUGAACGGGUUGGAUUUAGCUAAAACUGUUUCGAGUUUGGAUAGUAACAAACCAAUUCCGAGUCCAUAUGUGUCGAAUUUGGAUUUGAGUGGAUUGGAUUCAAAUAGAAGUGCCACAAAUUCAGAUGCUAGGAAGCCGAAUCUUGAUCCACCAGGGUUUAAUUUUGUUUGGAGCAGAACGAUUUCUGGCGUUGAAGGGUUAAGUUCGUCUGCAAAUGAUGUAAAUGGGGAUUUAGAGGAUAAUGAUGGGUGGGAGUUCAAGGCUGCCGAGGCGGAAUUUGAAUUUCAACACGAAAAAGCAAAGAAUGACCAGAUCAAGGUGGAUAAUGGGCUGACAUCAAGCUCCAGUGGUUCUUAUUCAGCGCCGGAUAUGUUUAGUUCUGAUUUGAAGCAGUUGAACUUUAAUGUUAAUGCAGUGAAUCCUCGUACAGAUUGGCUUAGUACGAGCACCCUUGGUGAAAACAAAAGUGCCAAUGAUGAUGACCAGUUGAAAUUCACAGCUGCAGAAACAAAAACUGAGAUCAAGGAUAAAAGUGCACCGAACUCAAAUACUGACGGAUCCAAUGCGAGUAGGAAUGUGUGGAGUUCUUAUUCAAAUGGAUUAAAUUUGAAAGCUAAGGGAGUGCAUGUGGAUACUAGUCUGACAAAUCUAGAUUUAUAUGCUGAUGGAUGGGAAUUCAAGCAUGCAGAAUCAGAAACCCAGCUCCAUGAUGGGAGCUCACAGGAUGAUAAGAAAGUGGGAGAGAAAUCAGAAGGAGCUCAAUUGACAGGAGCAUUUGGCACCAGCACUCAUGCACAUACUGAUCUCUUUGCCGCAUCAGAUGGGACCUCCUAUAAAUCUAUUGAAUGGGACUUUGGAUUUAAUUUCAAGCCAAGUUCUGCAACUCAAAAUGGUGUCAUAUCUAAUGCAUACCCUAAUCACAAGAAAAUUGAUACUGAAAUAUGGUCAAAACCUUCUCCUGAUGAUGGGGCUGUUGGUUCUGACCGAAAUUCCUGGGGCUUCAAGGAUGCCUUUUCUGAAUCUGGCUCAAAGGAAAGGGAAGAGCCUGAUGUUGCUGAGAAUACUUCUAGUGGAGUUGAUGCUCAGGCAUUUACUGGAAAAAGUCAGGAUAAUGUUCGAAUGCUGGUGAACCAAAAGGCAGCAUUACCCCUUUCUCUUUUUGGCGAGGAAGAACAAGAAACUGAUGAUUCUAUGGAUCAUCAGGAUUUUAUUGCUUAUUCCUCCAAUUCUGAUCCAAGAGAUGACUUUAAGAGGCCUGCUUCCAAUGUACCUAUUAGUGACGUCAUAUCAAGUUUAUACAGCCAAGUUGAGGAAAAAUGGGCUGAUGACAAUACACAAAAUCCACAAGAAAGUGGGUUGCCGCCCAAUGAAACACCCAUAGAUACUGGUUUAGUUAGUAGUCAUGACAACCUUGACGAUAAUUCCUGGGAAUUUGAAGGUGCCUUUUCUGGCGUCAGAACAGACGAUACCUUUGUUGACAGUAUUAUAGGGGCAGAUAAAAAUAACUCUACCCAAAUUGAGUCAAAUAUUUAUGUGGAAUUCUACUCCGAAUUGAAGGAUAAAUUACAGUUUGUUGCAAUGUGCCAUCUUGAUAGUAUGAAGAAAAGUCAAAGUUCCUCUACUAUUUCUGGUGAAGGGGCUGAAGUACCAGCAGUUGAUCCAGAAAUCCAGGAUAUUUAUGACAAGCUACAGCACGAUGGUUUAAUCUCGAGUGAAGUCCACAUAGAGAAUUGCUCACCAGGAGGAAAUCACCUCAACGAGUUUGUUAAAGCUUUGGGACAACCGAAGCUCCUAAUACUUGAGUCAGAGUAUAACUUGUCAAAGAAAUUGUUAUUGGCAGAGAAGGAUUUGAGAUCCGCAAUUGAACUCUUGAAGCAUGUAGCAUCGACACUAAAGAUUCUGACACUGAGAUCAGUGGACGAGCAACGUAACUAUGUUUCUAUAUGGUCUGACAUUCUAUCGGUUUGUUCUCGGGAGCUGAAACAUGGUGCAUUGGUUUGGAAACAAUCAUUAGAAAAGAAUCUUCACAGUCAGAUAUUAUGUAAACCUCAAGGCAAGAAGUAUAUCGUUGCCCUUGGAGAAGUUUAUAAAGUUGUUGAAGCUCUGGGAUCAUCAGCCAAACUUUUCAAGCCGUGGCUGUUAUUAAACUCUAUGGAAUAUACGAGAAUGUCUGCUCUUUUGAAUGAGUGUGCUUCCAUAUGGUCAAGCUCAGGACUUGAGGAAGCUCUCCGUAGCAUUUCUGACCCUACAGGAUUAGAAUACGAUGGAACUGUCGAGGCAUUACUACAGUCCAUCAAAGACAUUCAUGAUCUGAAUGCUGAUGCUCUUUACAACCAUGUUUUUAGUGGACAACAAACUACCUGCCGGCUGUCCAUCUUGACUGCAGCAGCCGUGCCAGGCAUGAAAAUGGUGGUGUGGAAUGGAGAACACUACUUUCUCACACUGGCAAAUUUGUGGGGUAACCUAAUAAGUUGUGAUGCUCCAAAUUUGCCGCGGAUACAUGUCGGCUGACAACCCUGAAGAUUCAGAAAGUGUUCUUUUAACAAUGCUUAGCCUGACCCAUAAUUUUUCACGUUGAAUCAUGAACGAGGCUGCUGCCGAAGUGCAAACCAGAAUUACACUCUGCCAGAAGAACAGCUCGGAGAAGGAAGAGGAGCAGUUCGACGUUCAACAAGCGGAGGACUAUAUACUGGUGUUUGGUUUGAUCAGAAAUUGAUUGCUGUGUUUAUACGGAAAAUUAUUAAGUUCCAUUCUUGUUUGUAUUAUUCAAGAAUCAGUCAAUCUUGCUAGUGUAUAUAUAUAACGUCCACUAUUCAAGUAGGGUUUAUGGGAGCCUUCAUCUCUCAUCUC
Messenger RNA from Tripterygium wilfordii, 3540 nucleotides. RefSeq lists its product as uncharacterized. The transcript is spliced from 11 exons. The record is from RefSeq and is a predicted model, not a curated record. NCBI's taxonomy places the organism in Eukaryota, Viridiplantae, Streptophyta, Magnoliopsida, Celastrales, Celastraceae. The coding region runs from base 16 to 3201 and encodes 1061 amino acids.